CAGCAGGCAACACGGUACACCUGGCCUCUCUGGGUCUCACCUGAAAGAGGGAAUGCUUCCUGUCCCACUCCCACCCCAGUCACCCAGCAUGUGGCCCUACCUGGCCCUGAUGCCCGCCUUCCUGGCCCUCCUGGUGAUGGCUGGCAUUUGGACCGUUUUCGGGCUUGCGGUGCGCAGCGGGGCGGUGAAUCUGGAGGAAGGCUUCCCCUACAUCAGUGUAUGUGGGGACAACCCCCCUCAGAGCUGCCUCUUCAGCCAGGUGCUCAACUUCGGAGCCGCCAUGGCUGCCUGCGUCUGCGUUCUCCGUUACCACCAGCUUCAGGCCUGGGGUGUGAAAAGGUGGCACAACCAGGUGACCCUGAGUGCGGGGCUUCUCUGUGCCCUGGGCACCUCUGUGGUCGGCAAUUUCCAGCACAAGCACCAGCGGCCCAUCCACCUGACCGGGGCCUUCCUGACCUUCUUUGUGGGCUUGCUCUACUUCUGGCUGCAGCUGGCUAUCCUGCGGGGGGCGAGGAGCGCCCCCCAGCCUGGCGCCCCUUGGAUCGGGCCGCUCCGCCUGGGCCUCUGCAGCCUCUGCACAGUGCUCGAGGUAGCCAUGGUCGUCCUGCGCCUCUGCCAGCUGCGCUCCGCCUCUGCCGCCUGCGAGUGGGCCGUCGCCACGCUGCUGUUCAGCCUCUUCGGCCUCUGCUCCGUGGACUUCACUGGCCUGGGCGGCUGCGCCCUAAUCCUACAGCCGGCCCCCAGCCUCGGGCCCCCGCCAGCCUCCCCAGUCUCCCUGCAGGCCCAGCAGUCCGAGGGGCUCUGA
Molecule: messenger RNA, 805 nt
Organism: Talpa occidentalis (Iberian mole)
Lineage: Eukaryota; Metazoa; Chordata; Mammalia; Eulipotyphla; Talpidae
Gene: TMEM150B
Product: transmembrane protein 150B
Exons: 6
Coding region: 53-805 (250 amino acids)
Source: RefSeq, a predicted model, not a curated record